AUGUCGGGAGACUCUUCUCCGGAUUCCUAUAAUUCUGACUAUUUACCGGUGGAUUUGGUGGUGGCCGAGGAACCGAACAGCAGUGGUGUGGUCAGUUUGAUGGAAAGAUGCGCGGUUUGUGGAAGACCGGCGUUCUGUUACAAUUAUGGGGUCCUCUCCUGCAAUGCGUGCAAAAUGUUUUUCCGACGAGUUGAAGUGGAUCGAAUCACAUACACGUGUAAAUAUUGGAACAAAUGUUACGACGGACACGAGUUUGUUGAUGUGAGAAAGAAUGCUCCACGCUGCAGGUCGUGUCGGUAUCAACGUUGCCUUGAUGUAGGGAUGAAGUAUAUCCAACCGGGGAAGCCUGAACUAGAGCUGAUAAUUUCGUCGAGGAUAGAUGAUGAGAUCACAUCGGUUAUCGGGAAUCUUCUAUUCCUUGACUCCAGAAGACGUCACAAAAUAUUCAACUAUUACACGUCGGAAGAUACAACGCUGAAAGAAAUGGUGACGAGGAGUAAGGGAUCGAGGAUGGCUUUGAAGAAGGAGGGACAAGUGAUACAGCUUCAUGAAUGGAGUUUUCUAGCGAUUUAUGCUUCGGUGGAGAUGUUUAUGAGUCUGGAUUUUAUGGAGAAUAUAGGUAGUGACGAUAAGAUCAUCCUGCUCCGCAACUUUGCUCUGAAAUCAAUGCUCCUCUCCAGUGCCAUGAGAUCCCUUGCCGCUAACAUCGACCGAGUUAUGACUCCUGAUGGAAAGGAUGUUUAUCCGGAUUUCAUGUACAAAAUGUCAAUGUUCUCGCACGCGUUUCUCGAUGGUAUCCGUAGCCGGUUGGUGGUCCGUUUGAUGAAUCUGAAAGUCACCAAUGAGGAGCACGUCUUGUUGAAUAUGCUCUUCUUUUGCUAUCCAGCACAUUCCUUAUCUUCUAACGCCAAGAAAAUGGUCUCCGCUCGUCAGCGAGUCUACAGUUCCGCCCUUCUCAAGUACUGUCUCCUCACAUAUCAACACUCCGGCCCAUCUCGAUUCACCGAUCUCCUUUCGAUCAUUCACGUAAUCAAUAAGCAAGCAGAAGACGUGAACUAUCUGACAACUCUAUUCCAAUUGUACAUGCCGGGAACAGAAUAUAGAAAACUGUUUGUUGAAGUUUGUCACAGUUGA
Messenger RNA from Caenorhabditis remanei, 1134 nucleotides. RefSeq lists its product as uncharacterized. The record is from RefSeq and is a predicted model, not a curated record. Gene Ontology annotation, molecular function: DNA-binding transcription factor activity; sequence-specific DNA binding; zinc ion binding. The transcript is spliced from 6 exons. Bases 1 to 1134 code for a protein of 377 amino acids. NCBI's taxonomy places the organism in Eukaryota, Metazoa, Nematoda, Chromadorea, Rhabditida, Rhabditidae. Gene Ontology annotation, biological process: regulation of DNA-templated transcription.